AUGAGUAUCGAUCUUGAAAAGAAAUCGGAGUCAGCAUUUGAUUCGCAUUCGCUUGAAGGGGCUACAACGAAGGAAGAAGACACCUACGAUGCUGCCUUCCAUUUCGUGAAGCAGAACCAUUUGGAUACCCUUGAACUCCUGCAACAGGACCUGGCCAAGGUAGUUAGAAAAGUGGAUUUCCAUAUUCUUCCAUUAUUGUGUGGUAUCUACUUUCUUCAAUUUCUCGACAAGUCCUUGUUGAACUAUGCUGCUGCAAUGGGAAUCAAGAAGAAUUUGGUAGGCAAUGAAUUUGCCAAUCUUUCCACUAUCUUCUAUGCUGCUUACAUCUUUGGUGAACCAAUUGUAGCAUACUGCUUGCAAAGAUUUCCAUUAUCCAAGAUUCUAGGAUUAUUCAUUGUAUGCUGGGGUAUUGUAGUUGCAUGUCAUGCAGCUUGUGACACUUAUGCGUCUUUGAUGGUAGUCCGUACCUUACUCGGACUCUUCGAGUCUUCUUCAGCUGUUGGUCUCAUAUUUAUCAGUGGAAUGUUCUACACGAAGCCUCAACAAGCUGCAAGAAUGGGAAUCUGGUCGGUUAUGGCCGGAACAGCUACCAUUGUAGGUGGCUUACUUUCAUUUGGUUUCCAACAUGUAAGAACGGAACGUUUCCUUUCGUGGCAGAUUCUUUUCCUUUUCAUGGGAAUCAUCACUUCUCUCUUUGGAGUCUUCGUCCUGUUCUAUUUGCCAGACAAUGUCACUUCUGCAAGAUUCCUCGACCAUGAUGAAAAACUCAUUAUUUUGGAAAAUGUCAGAUCUAACCAAACUGGUACCAAGAGUAAAAAGUUCAAGAAGAGCCAGAUCAAGGAAUUGUUAUUCCACGACAAGUUGACUUGGCCAUUCUUCUUGUUGACCAUUACUUCUCAGAUUGUCACUGGUGCCAUUGGAACGUUCAGUGUCACUAUCACACUUUCGUUUGGGUUUGACAGUUACGAAUCUGCAUUGCUUCAAUUGCCCGUUGGAGCCCUCAUCAUCAUCAUCAUUCUUGCCGCUACUCAACUUGUAGCUCGCUAUGGUCACAUCACUUACUUCAUGGCUUCAAUGUUUGUACCAACCAUUGUGGGUUGUAUUGUGCUCUUGUCUACAAACUUGACUUCCCAAAGAGUUGGAAAUUUGCUUGCGAUGUACUUACUUUACAGUGGCUCUUCAUGCAUUACUCUCAUCUAUACUUGGAUUAGUGCCAACACUGCUGGUACAAGUAAGAAACUCUUUAGAAGCGUCAUGACUAUGAUUGCAUUUUCAGUUGCAUGUAUCAUUGGACCUCAACUAUUCCAAGCAUAUUCUGCUCCAGGGUACCGUCCAGCAAAGAUCACUCUCUUGGUUACGCAAAUUGCUUGUAUCCCAAUCUCCUUCUGGGUUGGCUACAUCUGCAAGAAGGAAAACGAGAAGAGGGAUCUGGAACCAAAGUCAGAUGCUCCUGAGAAUUACGAGUUCUUGGAUUUGACUGACAUCCAGAACAGAAACUUUAGAUACACCUACUAA
Scheffersomyces stipitis CBS 6054 is the source of this 1515-nucleotide messenger RNA. RefSeq lists its product as uncharacterized. Lineage: Eukaryota; Fungi; Ascomycota; Pichiomycetes; Serinales; Debaryomycetaceae. The transcript has a single exon. Gene Ontology annotation, molecular function: transmembrane transporter activity. Gene Ontology annotation, biological process: transmembrane transport. The record is from RefSeq and is a predicted model, not a curated record. Bases 1 to 1515 code for a protein of 504 amino acids. Gene Ontology annotation, cellular component: membrane.